AAUGAAUCAAAAUUAACAAUUAGAAUUGAGUAAAGAGAAAGUCCCUUUAUUCAAAUUUAUUCUCAUUGGAGAUUAAUGUAUUAAGAAUUUUCAACUUAGCUGUUGGAAAAAGCUGUAUUGUGUAACGCUAUCAAAAUGAGGAGUUUAAGCAUAACAUUAAAGCAACAAUAGGAGUGGAAUUCAUCAAAAAAUUAGUUUAGGUUGAUAAAGGGUUGGUGGAACUGUAAAUAUGGGAUACAGUAUUUAUUCAAAAUCUCAAUUUUUUCAUUAGGCUGGUUAGGAAUAAUUUCGUAGUGUGAUUAGAGGAUUUUAUCGUGGAUCGGCAGCUGUCUUCAUUGUAUAUAGUGUCAACUAAAAAGAAUCAUUUGAUUAAUUAUCAAUUUGGAUGAAUGAAAUAGAAUAACACGCACACCCUGAGAUUAUUAAAGUUUUAGUUGGGAACAAAUGUGAUUUAUCAAGAGAAGUUCAAACAGAAGAGGCUGAGUCUUUUAUGAAUAAUAAUAAAUUUAGUUUAUUUUUUGAAACAUCUGCAAAAACUGGAGAAAAUGUAGAGGAAGUAUAAAUAACCAUAUUGUUUCUUUAGGCAUUUAUAUAAUCAGCUAAGUUAGUGCUAUUAAAGUAUUUUAGUAGUGAAUCAUUUAGAUAAGCUACAAGAGUAAAUAAAAAGUCAGCUGAUCCCAUUAAUAUAAUUAAAUCAUUUUCUGAAACCUAAUCAUUUGAAGGGCAGUCUCCAAAUAUAUAGAAAAAUUAAAAUUAAUCAAGUUGUUGUUGA
Paramecium octaurelia is the source of this 772-nucleotide messenger RNA. Lineage: Eukaryota; Ciliophora; Oligohymenophorea; Peniculida; Parameciidae. The record is from the annotation of a GenBank genome assembly.